Dalotia coriaria is the source of this 5288-nucleotide messenger RNA. RefSeq names its product Na[+]/H[+] hydrogen exchanger 2 (gene Nhe2). Gene Ontology annotation, biological process: potassium ion transmembrane transport; sodium ion import across plasma membrane; regulation of intracellular pH. NCBI's taxonomy places the organism in Eukaryota, Metazoa, Arthropoda, Insecta, Coleoptera, Staphylinidae. Gene Ontology annotation, molecular function: sodium:proton antiporter activity; potassium:proton antiporter activity. The transcript is spliced from 16 exons. The record is from RefSeq and is a predicted model, not a curated record. Gene Ontology annotation, cellular component: plasma membrane. Bases 1 to 3399 code for a protein of 1132 amino acids.
AUGUACCUGCUGCGACACGGAGUAAACCUCUCGCGGCGCGCGUGCAGAGACGCGCCGCCGACGAGGACGCUGCUCCUGCUGGCCAUCGCGCUUGGCUGCUUAGAUGCAUGCGUCGCUGCUCCACGAGCUCAAAGCGUCGCCGGCGAAGAUGCAGUCGGUCCAGCGGGUAACUAUAAUGGCCUGCAAUUUGGACCGAUGGGUCCCAGUAAGGACACGCCGGCGGCGGCGAAACGCUCGGCGUCCGCGCCCACGUCGCCGAUGACCACCACUUCAGGAGACGGCAGCGGUGCAACUACUGCUGAAGGCGAUGCCGAGUCCACUACCACCGCUAAGAAGGAAACACAGCGCUACCAAGUCGCUUCGGUAUCCUUCGCUCGAGUGGAGGUGCCGUUCAUCAUCGGGUUGUGGAUAUUCUGCGCCAGUCUGGCGAAAAUAGGAUUUCACAUGGCACCAAAGUUGAACGAAAUCUUUCCGGAGUCUUGUUUGUUGAUUGUUGUUGGCGUUGUGAUUGGAGUGAUUCUCGUGCACGUUACGGAUGCACACAUGUCGCCACUAUCGCCUGACACCUUCUUCUUCUACAUGCUGCCGCCAAUCAUCCUGGACGCUGGUUAUUUCAUGCCAAAUCGGCUCUUCUUUGAUCAUUUGGGCACCAUAUUAAUAUUUGCCGUUAUAGGAACUAUUUUUAAUACCUUAACUAUAGGUGCUUCCUUAUGGGCGGUAGGCACAACAGGACUUUUCAGCUGUACAACGCCGCUGCUUGAGAUGUUCUUGUUCAGCGCGCUCAUCUCCGCUGUGGACCCAGUGGCGGUGUUGGCUGUUUUUGAAGAAAUUCAAGUCAAUGAAAUCUUGUACAUUGUUGUAUUUGGCGAGUCGUUGUUAAACGACGCCGUGACAGUAGUGCUGUACCACAUGUUUGAGCAUUACAGUGAAAUGGGUCUUGAGAAUAUCAUCUACACAGAUAUAUUGGCUGGAUUUGCAAAUUUCUUUGUGGUAGCCAUUGGGGGUACAGUAAUUGGCGUUCUCUGGGGUUUCGCUACCGGUUUUGUCACACGCUUCACCAACGAGGUGCGCGUCAUCGAACCAAUCUUCAUCUUUGUGAUGGCUUAUCUAGCGUACCUUCACGCGGAGAUUUUCCAUAUGUCUGGCAUUCUAGCCAUAACAUUCUGUGGCAUCACGAUGAAAAACUAUGUCGAGGCGAAUAUUUCACACAAGUCCCACACAACCAUCAAAUAUGCAAUGAAAAUGCUGAGCAGCUCAUCGGAAACGAUUAUCUUCAUGUUCUUGGGCGUUGCUACAGUAAACAGGAAUCACGAUUGGAAUACAUGGUUCGUCAUCUUGACGAUCAUAUUCUGCUCAGUGUACCGAAUAUUGGGUGUGAUUGUGUUAACCUGGAUAGCAAACAAGUUCCGGCUGCAUCAAUUAAGCAAAGUGGAGAAGUUUGUCAUGUCCUACGGCGGACUGCGAGGGGCGGUCGCAUUUGCACUAGUGCUACUCAUCGACGAGAAAGUGGUACCGCUGCAGCCGAUGUUCAUGACCACAACGAUCGCCGUCGUCUACUUCACCGUGUUUAUUCAGGGUAUCACAAUCAAGCCACUAGUUAAAAUUCUCAAUGUGAAGACAGCCGAGAAACGGAAGCCUACGAUGAACGAACGUAUUCACGAACGGCUAAUGGAUCACACGAUGUGCGCUAUUGAAGAUAUUGUUGGCCAGCAUGGAAAUUACCAUGUUCGUGACAGAUUUAAACGGUUUGAUAAUAAAUUUAUCCGGCCGUAUUUGUUGCGAAAUCAUCAAGGUGCCGAGCCGAAAAUCCUCGAGACAUAUUCCAAACUCGCAAUGAAGGACGCAAUGGAGUAUAUGACCCGCAAUGCAUCUACCAUCGGUAACAUAUCCGGGACAGAGAGCAUGUCGGCCAUCUUCCGCAACUAUACGGCGGGAAACCUCAACGGCAGGUGCGCCCCCAAAAUUAUCACCUGUGCGAGCUUCAGUCAAUUGGAUACCAGCACAUGGAACAUUGACAUGCAAGAAUUGGAAUAUAAUCCUUCAAGGAAGGAUAUGACUGACGCUAAAAUUCAUCAUCUGCUAGCAGAAGAACUCUGCAAGCCCUACAAACGGGUAAAACAUCGGCGAUUGAGUUACAGCCGCCAUGCGGUCAAUGAUCGAGAUCUUUCGACGCAGGUCAAUUAUCGCAUGCAGCUGAAUUUCAGAAGACUCGUUGCUGAUAAAAAGCAUCACCACAAGCGACACAGCAAGAAAUUAAAUAAAGAUGGGAAACAAAAUCAUGUGAGUUUCCCAGAAUUCCAACAAAAUGGCACAGCGAAACAAUUCUCACAUGGUAAAUACCAGGAUUACAUCGAUGAAGUUCUGCAUGAAGAUAACGACACAACAGAACCCAAAUCGAGCAAAGAGGAUUGGGACAGUCCCAUCACAUUCACAGCGAAGUCAUCGCCAAGUGAAGAAGCACCGCUGAGUGCUGGAACUGAAGGAAGCGGAAGUCUGACUAGUCAAUUAACCCCAUUGAUGGGGACGAAAAGUAAAAAAACGACCGCCGUCGAGGGGUGCCUGCCGUGGCGCCGGGACCCACACGGUACGACCAACGAGCGAUCAGGAUCGUGCAUUUUUUCUAUCUCUGCAUUAAACUUGCCAUCGAAGAGAAUGCCCGAAAUGAGUCCAGCAGACACAUUCCGAUUUACAGAUGAUAGUCUUUUCUCGGACACGGGAAAACGGUUAUCGAAAGGUUCCAUCGACGGUGGAGAACUGAUGCGUGUUGCUACACCCACAGCUACCGAAAGUGUGUUACCCUGGAAACGAGAUGAUGAAAUGGAGGAUUGUAAACCAAUUCAACAAUGCGAGUUUCCUGCGUGGGCUUCAAACAAGGAAUACUUAGCGUAUAAUUCACCAUCAGCUACGUUCCUUGGAGGAAUUGAAAACCCAAGAUCAUCCGUGAUUGGUCUGUUCCGAAGGGAAAGCACUGGUUCAGGUCAAAUAAGCAGUAAUGAUGAAUCUUCACCACAAAGAGAUCGCCGCGGUUCUGCUUCUGGUCCGAAUGCCGUGCUACUAAUUGAAGAUGGCGUAUCAGAUCCUUUGGGAGUCCUGCAACGUCCUGGUGCUAUCCCGCCGCCUCCGCAGACGCCUUCGGGCCAGCGCAGGCAAGCACGACGCGGGUCCAUGCUCGAGCUAAGCGGGUCUAUAAAGAGGGAUACGAUCCCUGAAGAGGCGAUCGGCGGCGGCCGGCGGCCAUCUUGGCUUCCGUCUCUACGCUCGACGCCGCGAAUGCCUGUGCGACGAGCGCAAACCCUCGGCGCUGCACUCAUGUCCCAGAAUCUCUCGCCGUCGUCAGAGGAGAGCUCAGCCGCCGAAGAUGAGGAUAUCGAGUGUCUUAUGAAGACUUCAGGAUUUUAAUAGCAAGUAAACGUUAUAAAAUUAAGAAUUAAGUCAAUAACUUGCGUACCAAGCUUGGAGAGCAAGUGGACGGCGUCUGAAUGAGAGUGCAGCUUAGGAAUAUCUAAAAUAAGUAGAUAAUUUGAAAGAAAAAAGUAUUAAGCAGAUGGAUUGUGAUGAAUUAACGAGUAAAAUCAACAAAAGUGUGGCGCAACAUUCCAUAUUUUGGUAAUAGUUAAUGGCGAUUGGACGGUGCACAAAUUUGUACAAUACUAAGCAAAAACCAAACAUAAAACAAAAAUGAAUGACUGAAACUCGAAUCUUAGACGAAACUUGUGAUCUUCGAAGUUGUUGUUGGAUGCUGGAGGUAGCACACGAGGAUGUAAACGCAUGCAAACAUUAAUAGCAUUUAUUAUUCAUUUUGUGCAUUGAAGAGAUCUUUCGAAAUGUGAGAAUUCAAACGUUUGCUGAGUCGGAGUACACUUAAUAAUUGCAAAUCGUCCAAAAUUACUCAUAUAGGUUUUACGUCUCUACUGUAUUCGAUUAUUAACAAUCAAAUUUACUUUAGAGUAGGCGUGAACAUUUUUGAAAUAAAAUUACAUAGAAGUUGACUGUUAGAAAGAAGUGUUAGCUGCUUAAGCAAUGCUUUCCUCCUGGAUGCUUCCGCGCCAUUGAAACUUCUCUCUAGUUCAUUAAAGCGGACUAUAAAUGCAAACAAUGUUUGUUCAUAUUCAAAAAAACUUAUAAUUUUGGAAGAUCCGAUAGGAGGGCAACACUAAUUUAUGAUUGAAAACAAAAUUGUGUAUUAAUUUAUGCCUUCUUACGUAGAUUGUACAACGAUAUCUUUACAAUAAUUAAUUUUAAAUGUAAACAAAGAUGCAAGUAUACCAAAUAAUUAAUGUAAAUAAUUUCUUUAGUAUUAAAUACUAUUCUAAGGUUAUUGCGAGUCUAGUUAAGGUUAAAUGUCAAUAACAAAACAUCUGCUACAUAAUUUCAACAUUUCUUAUAUUUAAUCAAACGCAUUUAAACUUAAUUUAUUGGAAUUUUAGUCAUAAGUUGAUAUUGCGGCCGUUGUAUUUAGAAAAAUGAGGAUUUACAAGUUGUAAUAUAGCAUUAUUAUGGUAAUUUUCUAGCAUUUCGAUCAGCAAAGUAAACAAUGUAAAUUUGCAAGCCACCAAUUCAUUUUCAUAAGUAAGAAAACAAAAUGUAUUAAGGAUUGUGCCUCAUGUUUAAAGAAAAAGUUGUACUAAUUGAUACUGAUGCACUUCGUUUAACUCGUAUGAAAUUAAUUGAUUAUUGUAAAUUGGAAACAUCACCAAAUGGAUCUCUUACAAAACUUGCUUACGAUGUACAAAUCAAUCAUGCAAACAACAACUAAGCGUAACAUUAACGAUCUUACUGUGUAUGUAAUUAAGAUAUUAAGCGUUGUUGACCUUGCAAAAGUUAAAGGGUAAUCAACAGGAGCAAAGCCGAGAUCACUAUGAAUAAAUUGCAAACUAACGUAACUUGUAAUCCUAAAACUAUUUAAGAUGUCAGGAAGAAAAAACAAACUAAGAGGAAAGCUAACGUAAGAAGAAAAUUGAACUUAAGAUGAAACAAAUCUAUGACGAAACAAAAGAGAUAUUUUUGCAGACAGACAAUACCUUUGUAACUUUAAUUUCCGUGUUUUGUAAAGGUGCGUUUUAUAAAAACAAACGCGCAUCAUCAUGUGUAAUCGAUUUUGAGGGCGGUAUAACGGGAUGAGCCGUGGUUGUAAGUACUGUGUACUUGUACUAUGUAAGUACUUACUUCGCGGUUGCAGUGCAGUUCUUUUCAUCAACAAUUACUGUAAUACACCCACCUCUAGAAGAAGGAAAAGUAAUACUGUACUGAAGUUGAAUAAAAUUAUGAUUGUUGAAAAAAAGAACAAA